AUGGUGCUCUGUCCAAUAUGCAACCAAACUGUCAAAUCCUCCGAGAUCAACAGCCACAUCGACUCUGGCUGCACGACCUUCCUCAUCGACGCUGCCCCGACCGCUGCCAGCCCUAGCAGCAACGCCAGCUCCAAGUCCUCACCAUCCCAGACAAACCCAAAGUCACAGCCCCAGUUGCAAGCGACACAGUCGGUCACGCAAUCGCAGCCGCAGCCGCAGCCGCAGCCCCAGGGCCCUCCUCCCGCGUCCACGAUGAAGAGGUCUGCCGCAGACUUCUUCGCCACGCCCGCUGCUAAACGACAGGCAACCGCCUCCAAGGUCCUGACUCCGUUCGUGAACGGAUCAACCAGCUCCACAGCGAGGCCGUCCCCUGGCUACUCGACUGUCAAAACCAUCGGCGCCAAGAGAUCCUUCGACCAAGGGCCCGGCAGCUCGCCACCCGCCCAGGCCGCUCGCGGUGGCUCCCCGCAGGACACCCCCAUGACAGAGGCUCAGCCUCUGUCGCUGCUUGCGCCGCCGGUCAAGAGACACAAGUCCAACCCAAACGCCCCUCUGGCGGAACGAGUGCGCCCGACUACCCUCGACGAUAUCGCCGGCCAGGAUCUCGUCGGGCCCAACGGCGUUUUGCGGGCCCUGAUCGAGUCUCAGUCCUUGCCAUCCAUCAUACUGUGGGGUGGGUCGGGCACAGGCAAGACCACCAUAGCCCGGGUUAUCGCCAACAUGGUCGGGAGUCGCUUCAUCGAGAUAAAUGCCACGUCCAGCGGCGCCGCAGAGUGCAAGAAGCUGUUCCAAGACGCCGCCAACGAGCUGUCGCUCACCGGGAGGAGGACAAUCAUCUUCUGCGACGAGAUACACCGCUUCACCAAGGCCCAGCAGGACGUUUUCCUCAAGCCUGUCGAGGCUGGCACCAUCACCCUGAUCGGAGCCACCACCGAGAACCCAUCCUUCAAGAUCCAGGCCGCCCUCUUGUCCCGCUGUCGAACCUUUACCUUGCAGAAGCUGUCAAACGAGCACGUUCGGGACAUCUUGACGAGGGCCUUGAAACAUGCGUUCAAAAACGACCCGUCAAAGCUGCCUCCCCUCGUCGACGAGGAGCUGCUCACCUAUCUCUCUGCCUUCGCAGACGGUGACGCCCGGACCGCCCUGAAUCUCCUGGAACUCGCCAUAUCACUCACCACCAAACCGCCGGCUGACCCGUCGUCACCGCUCACAAAAGAAGACAUCAAAGCAGCGCUCACCAAGACCCUGGUGUACGACAGGGCCGGGGACCAGCACUAUGACACGAUAUCGGCCUUCCACAAGGCGGUGCGAGGCUCUGAUAGUGACGCGACACUCUACUACCUCGCGCGCAUGCUGCAGUCAGGCGAAGACCCGUUGUUUGUCGCCCGCCGCAUGGUUGUCAUCGCAUCCGAAGAUGUGGGACUCGCUGAUAACUCACUCCUAUCUCUCGCCACGGCGACUUACACCGCUGUGGAGAAGAUCGGCAUGCCAGAAGCCCGCAUCCCCCUGGGCCACUGUGCAGUUGCUCUGUGCCUUGCCCCGAAGAGCACGCGUGCGUAUCGCGGGCUCAACAAUGCUUACGCUGCGCUGCGCGAGCCGGGCGUGGCUGGGCUGCCGAUCCCCAUACAUCUGAGGAACGCGCCGACGAGGCUGAUGAAGGAGAUGGGUUACGGGAAGGAGUACAAAUAUAAUCCGAAUUACAAGGACGGCAGGGUCAGGCAGGAAUACUUACCUGACCAACUGCUGGAGGAGGUUUCUGGAGGACAGAGACCUCGGGACGGAGACAAAUCGCUGCUAAGGAUGCUCCUGAUUUCCCUCGAUGGCCUGAACACAAACCUCAUCUCCGCCAAGACACGGGCCGUGACUGCUUGCACCAAGGUCGAGGAUGUCGGGAGUUCGAUGGCUUCCAUGCCUCACUAUCUCUCGGCCGGCGUCAACCGGCUGGCUGCUGAUGGGAUCACCAAGGCCGUUCAUGGCUUGGUUGACAUUCUCUUGAUGAUUCUUACCGGGGUUCAGCAGCUCAUCAUGUUCUUUAUCGAGGUCAAGGUUGGUCUCGUCCUGUGUUUCUCGGCUGCCGUCGCCCGGGCAGUCCUCGAGGUUGGCGAGUCCGCCAUAAAGGGCGCCACCGAUGGCUUGAAUGCCGGCGUCAAAAAUAUUAUGGGUCCCCUGACUUCUGGUAUAAACAAACUUAUCGACGCUGCGGGCAAGGUGGAAGGCGUCUGGGACGAUGUUACUGGCAAGCAUAACGCCGCUGACGACGUCCACGACAGCCUGGAUAAGCUAAAUAAUCUACCACCAAUCGAUCCCGACUCACUCCUUGGGGGCUUGAAAGACGUCGAAAACAAGAUCAACUAUGACAACGUCAAAAAUGUAGCGAAAGAAGCCAUCGCGGUUCCAUUCGAUAUGGUCAAGCGACUUCUCAAUGAGAGCUAUGGUACCUGGGAGUUUGACCACUCCGUCUUUCCGGUCCCCGCGAAGGAAUCCCUGUCUUUCUGUCCCAACAGCACGCUUGAGGACUUCUUCGAGGUCCUGUUCAAGAUCGCCGCCAAUGCGAAGAUCAUCGGCAUCGUGGCGCUUAUUGCCCUUGCUGUCCUCGCAUGUGCCGUCAUGGCUUGGUGGGAAAUCAAGCGGUUCAACAGGCAGCUCCACAAGUCAGAGACACUCAUCAACCGCGAGCCCAUGGACAUCGUCUACAUUGCCGGCCGACCUCUGACGGCUGGCACGGGGGUCUGGCUAUCGGAGAAGCUCUCGGUCGAUCGUAAGCGCCAGUUCCUCAUCCGGUGGGUCUUUGCGUAUGCGACAACAUACACUGCGCUCUUUGUGCUGGCUCUAGCCGUGGCAGGGGCUUUCUCGUGCCUCUGCCAAUGGAUCAUCAUGAGGGCCGUCCAACAGGAGAUUCCAGCCCUCGCUGCCACGGUCGGGGACUUUGCUGGCGAUGUCGUGACCUUCCUGGAGCAGGCUUCCAUGAAGUGGGCCAACGACUCCAACGGCGUCAUCCUCGAAUUUCAAGGCGACAUAAAUGACAAAAUGUUUGGCCAUGUGAGGAACGCCACCCACGCGGCCAACGACACGAUCGGCAAGUUCGACGACGCCAUGCACGAAGGGCUCAACAAGGCCUUCGGGGGCGUCCCUCCACUGGAGAAAUUCCUGAACGAUAUCAUCGAUUGUCUCAUCGGAAACAAGCUCUAUUCGGUCCAAAAAGGGCUGACGUGGGUGAACGAGCACGCUCAAGUCACUCUUCCGCUCUUCCCCGUGGACGUUUUCUCUGUCGGCGCCAACGACUCGACCAGUGGCAACUCCAACGCCACGAAUUUCCUGUAUACACCGAGCUCAUCCGUCACUGACGAAAUCAUAGAUGCAGUGGACAGCGUGGUCGACAAGCUUUGGAGCAAUAUCAUCCAGGAGGUGGUGAUCUCAAUAGUUCUUUUCCUAAUUUACCUGGCUUACGUCUUCUUCGGCGUCGCUCAGGCGGCGGUUCGCAUGGCAAUGGGCGACCGGGAUCACGAUGACGACGACCGGGCUCGGCAACAACCUCGCUUCGGUGACGGCUCCAAGCUGGAGUAA
Diaporthe citri is the source of this 3564-nucleotide messenger RNA. RefSeq lists its product as uncharacterized. Gene Ontology annotation, molecular function: ATP binding; single-stranded DNA helicase activity; enzyme activator activity. Gene Ontology annotation, cellular component: nucleus. Bases 1 to 3564 code for a protein of 1187 amino acids. Lineage: Eukaryota; Fungi; Ascomycota; Sordariomycetes; Diaporthales; Diaporthaceae. Gene Ontology annotation, biological process: DNA repair; regulation of DNA repair; DNA-templated DNA replication. The transcript has 4 exons. The record is from RefSeq and is a predicted model, not a curated record.